This is a messenger RNA of Linum trigynum, 1077 nucleotides long. NCBI's taxonomy places the organism in Eukaryota, Viridiplantae, Streptophyta, Magnoliopsida, Malpighiales, Linaceae. The record is from the annotation of a GenBank genome assembly.
AAUAUAAGUAGACCAUCCCCUCUACUUGUGCCAUCGGAAUCUGAUCAUCCACAUCCAUAUCCUGCAAGCAAUAAUCAGCAAAAUGUCCUUCAUUCCAAAGGGAAUCAAGCUCAACCUCUCCGACGGCGCCACCGUAUUCACCGAAGUCGUGGCCGACGAAGACGACGCCCACACCAUCCUCUACGUCCUGCUCGAGGACAUGAUCCAGCGCCGCAACAUGCUGGUCGGCUUCGCCACGGAGUGGAACCUCUGCAGAUCAGGGACCGCCGGGCUCGACCACCCGAUCGUGAUGCUCAAAUUCUACACGGAGCUGGGCUGCAUCCUGGUGAGGCUGAAACCGGGUGCCGGAUCCGUAUCGCCGUCCCUCCGGCAGUUCAUGGCCUUCAAGGAUGCCAUAUUCGCGGGCGUCCACAUCAAGGAGGACCUGGAGAAACUGCGGCGGGAGUACGGGAUCGUGGUGGGGAACGCGGUGGAGCUGAGUGAGCUAGCCGCGGCCGUGAUGAGGAAGCCGGCGUUGGCGGCGUACGGGGCGAGGGAGCUGGCCGGUAAAGUUGGGAAUAGGAAGAAGAAGGAGCUGGAUCCGAAGCCGAUGACGGUGAUCUGGUCCAACUGGUGCGAAGGAGCUCUGAGCAUGGAGCAGAUCGAGAGUGCGACCGUUGAUGCCUACGCCGCGUACAGAGUUGGGGAAACGAUGUUAAGCUGCGGUAGUUAGUUUAAUUUCGCUGGUUGCGUUCACAAACUUCUGCGAUCUUUUAUUUUUAUUUUUUUCUUUUUCUUUUUCUCUCCAUCCUAGUGUUUUCCGAUUGCUAUCGUUGUUAAUUUGCGGCAGGGGUCGCAGCCCGCAGGGGUGCUUAUAUCCCUUUUCACAAAAUUCUAAGUUAAAUCACAAUGCUUCCUAGUUCCUACCAGUUAUUAAUGGGGUUCUCCAUCAUAAUUCAUAACAUGCUCCAUCUAAAAUUUCUAGGUGAUUUUAGAAAAGAUAUUUUUGUAAAUUGAAUAAUUAAAAUUUAUAUUUUUUAUAGAACAACGAGCAAAGUAUUAAUAAUUAAAUAAUUAUAAUGAAUAUAAAACCUACGA